Molecule: messenger RNA, 2076 nt
Organism: Nematolebias whitei (Rio pearlfish)
Lineage: Eukaryota; Metazoa; Chordata; Actinopteri; Cyprinodontiformes; Rivulidae
Gene: ncaph
Product: non-SMC condensin I complex, subunit H
Exons: 17
Coding region: 1-2076 (691 amino acids)
Biological process (GO): mitotic chromosome condensation
Cellular component (GO): condensin complex
Molecular function (GO): chromatin binding
Source: RefSeq, a predicted model, not a curated record
AUGAGUGCCAUGUCCACCCCAGUUUCCCGGGUGCGUCCAGGAUGGACGUCGUCCUCGUUAAAGGACAAGGGUUUGUCCCCUGCAGCCUGCAGCACCCCGCUGCUCACAGCUUUCCCUGGCAAUGACGACGAGCAGGAGCGUCGUCAGCGCAGGAGGUCCAGAGUCAUUGACCUUCAGUCUGCCAACGAUUCUUCCUUCAAUGAUUCUGCUUCUCACAGUGCUGUGGGGACUCCUGCUGCUGUACCCAAGUUGUCAAAUGCUCAAAUUUCAGAGCACUACUCCACCUGCAUAAAACUUUCCACUGAAAAUAAAAUUACCACCAAAAAUGCCUUUGGUCUCCACCUGAUUGAUUACAUGGCAGACAUUCUAAAACAGAAGGAUUCUGAGCUCACCAACUUUAAGGUGGCUGCUGGCACUCUGGAUGCCAGCACAAAGAUCUACGCUGUGAGGGUGGAUGCUGUUCAUGCUGAUGCCUACAGGGUGCUGGGUGGUCUUGGGGCUGAGACAAAACCUGGAGAUGGUUGUGGUCCGGAAGAGGAAAGAGAUGAUGCUGCAGGAGAUGAAAAUGCCAACCAGUCCAAGAAAAAGAGGCCUCCUAAAAGAACAGUUGAGCAGAACCCGAGUAACAUUAAUAGUGCAGAAUCUGAGAGAAAAUGUGAGGUGGACCCCAUGUUUCAGCGACUGGCCUCAUCCUUUGAUGAGACGAGCACGGCGGGUGUCUUCCUGUCCGUCCUCUUCAGUGACAGCAGUCGUUGUGAGCUGCUGUUUCCCUCACACAUGACCCUCCUGCAGUCCAGACCUUUCUACUCUCUUCCAACUCCACAGAAAGUCUCUGCAUCACCGUUCAAACCUGGACUGCAACGUUCCCAGGAGGAAAGCUCCAUCUGCCCGUCGCUGCAGGACUUUUCCUUCACAAGCUGGAACCCGGAGCAGACCAUGAAUCAGCUUUUGGAGAAGAUGAAGCAGGGUGAACACGUGUUUGAUGUGAAUGCUGACCCAGAGCCUGAACCAAAGGAAGAUGGUUGCCCUGACUUUGAUGCAGAUUAUGAGGAGGGAUCAGCCGACUAUGAAGAGGAGUCUAAGGAGCACAAAGAGGGCUGUGAAGGUUCUGGAUCUGGCAAAGGAAGGGAUGUGAUUCCCAUCGGUGAGGGGGACAUUGCCACCAUGUGUCUGCAGCUGUCCUCUCAGCCUAGAGAGUAUUCGUACUUCAGCCCCAGGACUAUGGCCACGUGGGCUGGUCCUGGAUACUGGCAGUUCAAACCAAAGCACAAAUUGGACCAUUUGCCUGACAAGAAGACCUACAAAAGGAAGCUUAAAAAGUCUUUUGAAAUAGACUUUAGUGAUGAAGUCAACUUUGACACUUACUUCUGCACCACAAUGGCAGCCACCACUAACAGCAAAUCUGCGCUCAGUACAAGCAAAAAGAAAACUACCUUACCUGCAGAUUUCCAGUUUCCGCCUGAGAAGCUGUCCCAGCUCAGCCUCAAACCCUCCAACUCGUUAAGUCUAGAAGGCCAGAAGAGGCGGUCGGGAGAGCUUGGAGAAGGCAUUGGUGAUUACGACUACAACAACGCCAAUGAUACAGUUAACUUUUGUCCAGGUCUUCAGGGUAGUGACAGUGAUUAUGAUGUUGAAGGAUUUGCUGCUUCAGAUGACAUGCAGCCCUCAGGUGACAAUAUACCUCCACACUCACAAGAUCUUGAGGAUAUGUCCACGUACGGGGAGGACAAUCUGGUUCCUGAACCACACAGGGUCAACAAAAUUGAAAUCAACUAUGCCAAGACAGCAAAGAAAAUGGACAUGAAGAGACUUAAGAACAACAUGUGGACUCUUCUGACUGAAAGCCCAGAAAAACCAGCACAGCAGGUGGAGACUCAAGAGACACCAGAAGUGAGUGGAGAGAAAGUUUUCAGCCAGACCACAAAGACACUGCUUCAAAGAUUGCCGAACACUAUGGCUCAGAACCUGUCUGUCCCCCUGGCAUUUGUUGCUCUGCUUCAUCUGGCCAAUGAAAAGAACUUGGAGCUGGUGAAGGUUGAUGACAUGUCUGAUAUCAUCAUCAGGCAAGGCCAAUGA